AUGCCUUUCAAACCUGUCGAGCAUCCAAAGUGCCCAAAAUGCGGCAAAAGUGUGUACGCUGCCGAGGAAAUGAGUGCCGGUGGAUACAAAUGGCACAAGUUUUGCUUCAAGUGCAGUAUGUGUAACAAGUUGUUGGAUUCAAUGUCAUGUUGUGAGCACCAGGCACAACUUUUCUGCAAACAAUGUCAUUGUAGGCGAUAUGGACCUAAGGGAGUCGGUUUCGGAAUAGGAGCUGGAUCUCUGACAAUGGAUACUGGAGAGCAAUUCGGAAAUACAGAAGUGGAUAUGACGUUAGUAUCUAAAAGAUUCCAUGCUCAAUGUUGUCUGUACAUGUGCAACAAACUUCUCGAUUCAUGCACUGUUGCUCCGCAUGAGGCUGAACUCUACUGUAAGCAAUGUCACGGAAGAAAAUUCGGACCAAAAGGAGUCGGAUUCGGAUUGGGAGCUGGAUGUUUGACUACUGAUUCUGGAGAAAAGUUCGGUGGAUCGAAGCAGACGUAA
Messenger RNA from Caenorhabditis remanei, 501 nucleotides. RefSeq lists its product as uncharacterized. Lineage: Eukaryota; Metazoa; Nematoda; Chromadorea; Rhabditida; Rhabditidae. Gene Ontology annotation, biological process: sarcomere organization; muscle tissue development. The record is from RefSeq and is a predicted model, not a curated record. Gene Ontology annotation, molecular function: actinin binding; structural constituent of muscle. The transcript is spliced from 4 exons. Gene Ontology annotation, cellular component: Z disc; nucleus; cytoplasm. The coding region runs from base 1 to 501 and encodes 166 amino acids.